Messenger RNA from Engraulis encrasicolus (European anchovy), 2186 nucleotides. RefSeq names its product proton-coupled zinc antiporter SLC30A1-like. The transcript has 2 exons. Gene Ontology annotation, molecular function: zinc ion transmembrane transporter activity; calcium channel inhibitor activity. The coding region runs from base 110 to 1606 and encodes 498 amino acids. Gene Ontology annotation, cellular component: Golgi apparatus; endoplasmic reticulum; membrane. The record is from RefSeq and is a predicted model, not a curated record. Gene Ontology annotation, biological process: zinc ion transmembrane transport; detoxification of zinc ion; intracellular zinc ion homeostasis. Lineage: Eukaryota; Metazoa; Chordata; Actinopteri; Clupeiformes; Engraulidae.
UUUACUUUCACCAAAGGUCAGGUCGUUUUUGUUUUUGCUGAUUCAGCCGAAAAGCAUCACUCAUUUAACUCAUUUUUUAGUUGUGUCUGGUCAUAUUCAGUUGUGAAACAUGGCAUGGGAACCUAAACGUGUCAGGCUGCUGUGCAUGCUGUCGCUAACUUUUGGAUUUUUCAUAGUCGAAGUUGUUGUCAGCAGAAUUACCUCUUCUCUUGCCAUGCUUUCGGACUCGUUUCACAUGCUGUCCGAUGUGAUAGCAUUAGCGGUGGCUCUUGUGGCCGUGCGCUUUGCAGAAAUCACUAAGUCCACUGCCAAGAAUACCUUUGGCUGGGUCAGGGCUGAAGUGAUGGGCGCAUUGGUUAAUGCCGUGUUCCUGACAGCGUUGUGCUUCACGAUCCUGCUGGAGGCCGUGGAGCGCUACACAGUUCCUCAUGAAAUCGAAAAUCCACGGGCUGUUAUCUGGGUCGGCGCUGCUGGUCUUCUCGUCAACCUGUUGGGCCUCUUUCUGUUCCAUGAACACGCUGGACAUGGACAUUCUCAUUCGCAUUCUCAUUCUCAUUCACACGGGGCCAAGAAGAGCAAAGCAGAGAAAUCCAAUAAAACCGGACGUGGUGAUGGGACACCAGAAGACCUUUCUUGUAACCUAGUCAUGAACAUCGGGAAAGAGAAGAAAAGUGCUCAGGUGCGCUGCAACGAUGAGGUGGCGGUCCAGUUAAAUGGCGAGGUGCACGUGGAGGAGGUGGACGUGGAGGCCAGCCACGGCGGCUCUCAGCUCAACAUGCACGGCGUUUUCCUCCACGUCCUCGGCGACGCCCUGGGCUCCGUCAUCGUGGUCGUGAACGCUCUCAUCUUCACCUACGUCUGGCGGCCGUGUCCCUCCACAGGGCCGUGCCACAACCCCUGCUUCACCCAGCACUGCCCUCACCAGCACCACCAUCCGCCCUCUAACGGGACAUCGUCGUCCUCGGAGGAGGCCGCGGCCGUGCCCACUGCUGGGCCCUGCUGGGUGCUGUACCUUGACCCCACCCUGUGUGUGGUGAUGGUCUGCAUCCUGCUCUACACCACCUACCCUCUGCUGCGGGAGUCUGCGCUGAUCCUGCUGCAGACGGUGCCCAAGAGCGUGGACGUGCAGCGCCUGCGCAUCCGUCUGCGCAGCCUGGAGGGCGUGCUGGCCGUGCACGAGCUGCACGUCUGGCAGCUGGCCGGCAGCCGCAUCAUCGCCACGGCGCACAUCAAGUGCCACGACCCCGACGCCUACAUGGAGGUGGCCAAGCGCGUCAAGGGCAUGUUCCACGACGAGGGCAUUCACGCCACCACCAUCCAGCCCGAGUUCGGGGGCAGUAGCGUCUUGGGGCUGGAUGUCGGCGGAUCUGCAGCCACCCUGUGCGAGCUGCCUUGUCAGGUCCAGUGUGCCCCAAAGCAGUGCUGUGGUGGGACUGGGGCUCUGGCUAUCGUCCCAGCCGCCGCCACCGCUAGCAGACGGAGCAGGCAGCAGGAACCACAGCGCCGGGGUCAGUAUCAGUCGCACAGUGGGACGGCUGUGACCUACACAGAGGACCAAGGGGCCGAGGUCCGCCUGCAGAAAGACGACUCGGAGUCCUCUGUGUGAGAUCUGGUUUUAUCAAAACCUCUGAGGUGGACGGCAAAGUUUAAUUUGUCAACCGUUUCAUAUUCUGCACAGAUAUCAUUCCUCCCCGUCUUUCAUAUUUUUCUGUUUCUCUCCUUCUCUACUGACCUGAAACAUGGGAUUUUCCACUGAAAGCUUUUAGACUUGUGACUGACCCAGAAAGGCCAGGGGUCUUGUCUGGAAUGUGAAUGUGCCUACUGGACCAAUCUACUGUAUGCAUCAUGUGAGCAUCACAUUAGUAAUAGUGAAUGAAUGCAUGGAUUGGACCAGGAAACAGCCUAUCGUACUUUGCCAAGUUAUUUUGCUACAAGCUACCUCUUUGGACGUCUUCAGCAAGCUACUGUAUCUAAAAACUGGUGUUCCCCAUCAGUUACCGGUACAGCUACACUGUAUCUGAAAUCUAGUGUUGCGUGAUCGCAAUCUGGGAAAGUCACUGAUUAAUUUGAAGAGUGCCUGAAUGGACCUUUUUUUCCUUGCCUCAGGCAUGUUUUUUUUGUUCUUUUUCAGAGUUUUAUAAUCAUAAAAGAGUGUGUCUGAUUAUAAACGUUUUAUAAUGACUUUA